Messenger RNA from Protopolystoma xenopodis, 942 nucleotides. The record is from the annotation of a GenBank genome assembly. Lineage: Eukaryota; Metazoa; Platyhelminthes; Monogenea; Polystomatidea; Polystomatidae.
AUGCAUUCUUGCUCUGAUGAUGUCUGUCACGACGGUACAGACGAAAGCUUAGCACAGCUUCAUCGGGGUCACAGUCAUGCCAUGCCCAGCAUGUCAUUCAUUCGUGGCUUCCUACUCGGCUUGAUUGACUUUUGCAGCGCACCCGCUUAUCUUUACCGAACUCACCUCGACCUACUCCGGCUGCAUGAGCGCCAGCGCCAACGCCUCAUCGGACGGCCAACCACAAAGCGGCUAGGUGGGAAUCCCGACGACCGAGCCGUCAGCGGAGCCUCUGUGUCUACCGGUGGCGGUGGCUGUGGUCAUGGGGUGAAUGCUUUUGUGAAUGGCGUCGACUUGGACGAAGACUUUGACGCCUUCCACGGCAGGAUGCCAUCGGCAGUCGGGGCUGGGUUACAGAAACCGAUCAAACGUCACCGGAUGCCCAGCCAGCGUGAGUUGCAAGCCGUCCGACGUGCCAACAACCUAAAACUGGCCGCGGCCAAUGCGUUCACAGUGGCCUCAGGCUUGCCUGGUUUCCCUAUGACACCGCCUGAGGCGAGAAUGCAUCUCGGUCUAAGCCUUUCACUUUCUACUAAGGAAAGCGGUGCGGAGUCGGGCAGCGACUCUACCUCUUCGACCACCACUUCGAUCGUCCCCCUUAGUAACGGCCACCCCCAUAUCCAUCCCUCGUCCGGCACCACCAGCAUUUCUUACCCCACCUUGUCUGUCACAGCCCCGCCAUUGGAGCGAAGGCCCGAGGGUGAAGAAACUUCAUGUCGACCCUUUGGCCAUGUCUGGCGCCGGCUGAUCUGUCGUUUGGUCGGAUCUGGUGGUACAGAAUCCGCUGAAUCAAUUGGUCUUUUGCAACCUCUCUUUCAGAUGUGGAUAUGCAGCAGCGCACUGAUCGUGGUAUGUCUUCUACUAUUCACAUCUAGACGAGCUUGCCAAUAUUCUGUCCUAUAA